Molecule: messenger RNA, 2662 nt
Organism: Pangasianodon hypophthalmus (striped catfish)
Lineage: Eukaryota; Metazoa; Chordata; Actinopteri; Siluriformes; Pangasiidae
Gene: ccdc125
Product: coiled-coil domain containing 125
Exons: 12
Coding region: 498-1931 (477 amino acids)
Biological process (GO): negative regulation of cell motility; negative regulation of Rho protein signal transduction
Cellular component (GO): cytoplasm
Source: RefSeq, a predicted model, not a curated record
AACAACCUGGUUCAAAUACAGUAUGUGAGUCGGCUCUCAAAGUUCACAUAAAAGAUCCGAAUCAAAGAGCCGACUCUAUCAAGAACGACACAUCACUACAGUUUUUGUAGUGAUAGUUUUUUUUUGUGAUGGUGAUAGUGUCUGGAGUUGUUUGAAUCUUCAGGAACAUGGAUAUCUUACACAAAAGCACCAGAAUAGUGUUAUUACACUUUACUCGGUGUAGGUCGUGUAUCCUCUGAGGAGAAAAUGUUGUAAUCCCCCUUUAAAACACAUGCAGGAAGGAAAAACCCUGCAGCUCCAUUAGAUCCGCUUUAGAAGUCGGGCUGGAAGUGUGUGACACACCCGUGUGUGCUGUGUGAUCGCCGUGCUGUGGAUAUGUACAGCCUGUAACCUUCCCAGAAUAACAACUUAAUCCUUCUGAUAGAUGCUUUAUUUCCGCCAUCGUUCCUUUUGCUCUGCUGCUCAGACAGGUGCUCAGGUUACAGGUCAAGCUGGAAAUGAUGCACGCAGGCCGAGAACAAGAGAGUACCACGGAUCAGCCCUCAGAAGACGACAUGGCGGAGGGAGAUCUCGGGGACGGCACCCGGUCCGUAGGAGGGACCCGUCGGUCACGGAACAGGAGCAAAGGGGACUAUUUGGAUCUGCUGCCGCAGGCGAAACCCUCCAAAUGGGGCAGUGAGGAUGGGGGUGGAUCUUUCUCCUGGACAUCAUGCAGUGCAAUGUACACCGCUUUUAGAAAGGAGCUGGAGGCAGAGAGGAUCUCUCAGUGGAGGAUCAGAGACUCAGAGAGCAGCGCCGGUGAGUCCAGUGAGGCAUUGCAGAGGAGACUGCAGGAAGUAACAGAGGAAGUGGCGCUGCUGAGGACAGAACUGGAAGUGACGCAUCGACAUCUUGAAGGCAAACAUGAAGCUCUGAGAAUCCUGCAAGGCCAAGCCAUAUUAGAUAAAGCCACCAGUCACACCAAGAUCUUGCUGCAGAAGAGUGAAGAGCGGACCAAAGCUCUGGAAAAGGAAGUGAACGCUUUGCAGUGGGAGAUCACCUUUAACCAGGUGCAGUUUAAGAACAUAGAGCACGCGUGGGAGCUGAAAUACGACAGAGUGUGUGCAGAGAACCAGGCCUUGAGCAAAGCUCUUGAUGAGAGACUGGAACAGUUCCAGGAGCUGCGCAGAGAGAACACGUCAUUGAGUCAGCAGUGUCUGGAGCUCCUGGGCUUACUGAGCGCUCGGGAGAGAAGAGACUUCCAGAAGACCCAGCCACCAUGCAGUCAAAGCAGAGAGGGAUCUGCACUGGAGCUGGCUGUGUAUGGGGCAUGUAAGUGCAGCUCCAACGCAGGAGAGCCGUGUUCCUGUGCGAAGAGCGCAGCUGCAAGCCGCAAACAAGUCCUUCAGCUUAAACAAGAGCUGGAGCUGCAGAGGAGGAGGAAGGACGAAGCGUACGUGAUGGUGGAUGCGUUCCGGAUCGCAUUCGAGCAGCAGCUGAGGAGAGGGAGCGAGAAAGUGCUGCAGCUGGCAGAAAGCGACACACACACAGCAGACAGAGGGAAGCAGGGCUCUGCUGGUGUGACUCAGACGCUGAAGAGAUUUCUGCCGUCUCUCAGAGAAGGAAAAGUCCCGAGCAACCCGAAAGAAACCCUGCAGCUGCUGCUCGAUCUGUUGAGCGAUAAAGAGGAGGCCUUGGCCCAUCAGAGGAAGGUCAGCUACAUGUUAGCACGGAGCUAUGAGGACCUGGAGAAACGUCUUCAGGCACAGCUCAAGGAGCUGGACAUCUCACACAAUGGGGCUGAAUUUAAACAGGAAGCGGACAGAUCCAAAUGCAUAGUGGACUCUAAAGCUGAUCAUCCGUCACGUUCACGUGAAAAUACACCGGUGGUCAUGGACGACCAUGAAGAGAAGACGAGAAUGGUGGGUUCACAAAAUGAGGGCGAGGGGUAAACAGGAGGAGUAACGAGAUCUUGAGACCUUAAGAAAAGAGUGUAAUGAACAUUCUGAAUGUUGAAAUGUUAUAAGACAAUCACAGGACUGAUAUUUGAGUUAUUAUGUAAUAAAUGCCUACUACUGUUUACAAGGCGUUGUAGAUGAUUUAGAUAUGGUUUGUUUUGCACAUUUGUUCAUCUUUAUUUCAAAUCUGCUUAAGUUGAAAUGAUUUUUUUGUGUCAAAUAAGCCUGCUGACAGGGGGUGGAAAAGUACUGAGAAAUUAUACUUGAAAGUAAAUCUUACUAAACUAAAAGUAUCCAACCAAAAAUAUACUUUUAAAUGUAAUCAUGUAUUAACAAGUAAUAUGGAAAUGUUUUUAACAGAUGAUUGGAUGGUUUUAAACUAAAAUGUAAAUCAAAUACAAAUAAAAUGUAUCUGUUCUGAUGUAUAGUGUAUAGUCAAUUACUAGAUGAGAAGUGAAGAGAUCUUUGAGAUUUUAUAUGAGAACUUUGUAGGUCUAAAUAAUGUAAAGAGUAAAUAUAUGUUUGUCCCCCUUGGAAUAUAGAUAGGUAAGAGUAUUCAAUUUAAUUAAAAAAUACUCAGGGAAAUUAUAAAUAACCCAAAACUAAUGCUUAAUUAUAUUAGCAAUGUACAAUUACUCAAGUAUAAUUCCACUCCUGUCUGCUGAACCAUGAAGCACAGAAUUGAAAUCUGCCUUUUUAAUCAUUUUAUGUACUUUGAUACACAA